Zingiber officinale is the source of this 384-nucleotide messenger RNA. Its product is annotated as protein argonaute 1D-like. Gene Ontology annotation, biological process: regulatory ncRNA-mediated post-transcriptional gene silencing. Bases 10 to 327 code for a protein of 105 amino acids. Gene Ontology annotation, molecular function: protein binding. The transcript has 3 exons. Gene Ontology annotation, cellular component: cytoplasm. Lineage: Eukaryota; Viridiplantae; Streptophyta; Magnoliopsida; Zingiberales; Zingiberaceae. The record is from RefSeq and is a predicted model, not a curated record.
GGAAGGAGAAUGCCAGCUUAUGAUGGAAGGAAGAGCCUGUAUAUGGCUGGUACUUUUCCUUUUGAGUCAAAGGAGUUCACGGUUUCACUGCCUGAAAAUGAUGGAAGGAAGGCCAAGGAUUUUAGAGUGAUUAUUAAGCUUGCUGGAAACACAAGCAUACACAACCUGAAGGAGUUUUUAGCUGGUCGACAGAUUGAGGCACCUCAAGAAGUCAUUCAAGCCCUUGAUAUUGUUCUUAGGGAGUCUCCAUCUACCAAGUAUACUUCGGUAGCACGGUCCUUCUUUUCCCCGAGCUUUGGGCAUCGGGCACCCAUUGGAAAGGCUUAGAAUGCUGGAGGGGCUACUAUCAAAGCCUUCGACCAACACAAAUGGGCUUGUCUUUGA